Molecule: messenger RNA, 248 nt
Organism: Adineta ricciae
Lineage: Eukaryota; Metazoa; Rotifera; Eurotatoria; Adinetida; Adinetidae
Source: the annotation of a GenBank genome assembly
AUGGCAAUGGCAAAUAACAAAAAACAAUGUUUCGUUUAUUUAACAAAACAUCUGCAGAGUUUAAACGAAGAUUUCCACAUGAUUAUCAAUGAUUAUGAUCAGUUUAGAGAUGAAAUCAAUCAAAAACAACCCGUUUCUUCCUCGAUGAAACAAAUUGAUCAAUGGGAAAAGAAAUCGAUCGAAUUAAUUCAACAAACAGCUCAACAAUAUCGAAAUAUUUUAAUCGAAAAAGAAAGAGAAGAGGAAGA